GUGGCUAAAGGUGGAAUCCUAACAGCACCCACAAAGAGCUCUUUGCCAUGUCAGACUACCUUUGGUUUGAAGGAAUAGCUUUCCCUGCAUUAGGAUAAUAUUCACUUAUGAGUACAUACAUACCAUCUUUGCCUUUCCGAGUCUGGGUUUCCUCACUCAGGAUGAUUUUUAAAAUUUCAUUCAUUUUCUUUCAAAUUUCCUGAUGACAUUGUUUUUAACAGUUUUAUAUGGAUCAUGGUUUGAGCACACCCGUGCCUGGCUGUCCAUGAGAGAAAGGGACAACUUCCUGCUUUUGAACUAUGAAGACCUUAAACAGGACACAAGAGGAACCAUAGAGAAGAUCUGUGACUUCUUAGGAAAGAAAUUAGAGACAGAUGAGCUGGAUCUGGUCCUCAAGCACAGCUCCUUCCAAGCCAUGAAAGAAAAUAAAAUGUCCAAUUUUAGCCUCAUUCCAGAAGAUGUGGUUACUAAUGGUUUUAAUCUCAUGAGGAAAGGCACGACUAGAGACUGGAAGAAUCACUUUACUGUAGCCCAAGCUGAAGUCUUUGAUAAAGUAUUCCAGGAGAAAAUGAUUGGUUUCCCACCAGAACUGUUCCCAUGGCAAUAAAUUCUUAAAACUUUUAAAUCA
Molecule: messenger RNA, 628 nt
Organism: Myodes glareolus (Bank vole)
Lineage: Eukaryota; Metazoa; Chordata; Mammalia; Rodentia; Cricetidae
Source: RefSeq, a predicted model, not a curated record